This is a messenger RNA of Ceratitis capitata (Mediterranean fruit fly), 1442 nucleotides long. RefSeq lists its product as uncharacterized. The coding region runs from base 427 to 795 and encodes 122 amino acids. NCBI's taxonomy places the organism in Eukaryota, Metazoa, Arthropoda, Insecta, Diptera, Tephritidae. The record is from RefSeq and is a predicted model, not a curated record. The transcript has 2 exons. Gene Ontology annotation, cellular component: nucleus.
UCCUUUGUUUUUGCUUUACUCGCUGGUUGGUUUAUUAUUACCAUUGCCAUUGUUACUGAUGUUGUAUUUGUUGUUAACAUCACUGUUGUUGCUGAGGUUACUUUAGACGCGCCAAUGUGGCAACUAACUAUGUGCGCUUGAGUGCGGCCAACAGUGCGGUAGCCAGCCAGUCAUUGAGCCAUGUGAGAGUCAUUUGCCCUGCCGUGUCAGACGUUGCUUUGGGGUGUUGCCUACGGUUCAGUUAGUAAGUGUCCGUCUGCCAUCGCGCUGCUCAUUUUAACUUGGCCAAUUGUUUCGGUUUAAAGGUCUAUUGUGUUCAUUGAAGCCAAACAAGGAGAACUGCUCUAUUUGCCUGCAUUACUACUUUGUAAACUGCACUUAACUCAUCGCUUUCAUCAGAAAUUCAAAGUUUGUUUGCCAAUAAAAAUGACUUCCACCGAAACUCGUUGCGGCCUUACCUCCAGCACUCGUCCAUCUAGCCGUGUUCUAAAGCCUCCGGGCGGCGGACACUCCAACAUAUUUUCUGAGCCUGAAGUUGCCGUUAAUGCGCCACGUCCCAAAUAUAAUCAACAAAAUUCUUCCAAUAUGAAUGCUUGUAUGAAUUCCACGGAUCCAAAUCAAAAAGUAGAGAAAUUACGUGAAGAGAUUUCACACAACAAGUAUGCCCAGGUCGAAGCUGAAACUCAAAAGCCUAUUACGGUUGCUACCACACCCACCGGUCAGCCUGGUGGCAAUGAGCAACCGUCGCGUGGUCGUGUACCUCCUGGUGGUUUCUCAUCAGGUGGCUUUUGGUAAAAGACUUGCGCUAGUAUAGUAAGUUAAUGCGAUGAAAGUGCAACGCUACACAAACAAAGAUAAUAUAAUUUAAUAAGUUAGUUGUACUCAUCGUACAAAUUUAUAUAACAAAUAAAAAAUCGCAUUUACUACUACUAUUCGCUUCUCUUAACACGAGCAUUUAAGGACAAUUUUUUGAUUUUUUGCCACAGCGUCACUGAGCUGCAGCAUUGGAAAAUGAAAGAAAUUAAAAAUUUCAUGAAUAACUACUUCCUUUGUACCAUUUAUGUUUAUUUAUGAGUAUUGCCUUUGUGUGAACAAAAAAAAACAAAAAAAAAAUAAAAGAGUCAACUAUCCCUAAGAAGCGCACUGGGUGUGACACGUGCGUCAGUCGGUAAUUUGUGCACUUUUAUACGAGUAUUCAAAUCUGUUGUAAGUUUAGAUGUUAAGAUGAGACAAAUUUUUACACUUAUGUCUAUUUUUGAAUAUAAUGUGAUGAGGCGUUUUCUGUGACAAAUGUAGUUUCGUUGAAUUUGACUGCGUGCAUUCACACCCGGCUCUCUUGUACUUACAUUAUUAUAUUUAUUUUUUAAAUUAUACAUACAUAUAUUAAUAUAUAUUGUAUAUUCUGUAUGUUAUAUAUACGUGAAUAACUUAACCAGUUUCUA